AUGGAACUCAACCGAGAACAUUUUUGCGCCAUAAUUUAUUACAACUUUCAGAGACAAUUAUCUCUUAGCGACGAUCCCAGGGUGGGUGCACCAAAAACGGCAGUCACCCAGGGAAACGUCGAUGCUGUGCGCAAACUCAUCAUUGAAGAUAGACAUGUGACAUAUCGCGAGAUUGAGGCGUCCUUGAAGAUCUCAAAGACCUCCAUUCAAAAAAAUUUACAUGAAGAAUUAGGAGUAAGAAAAUUAGUUUCUCGUUGGAUACCCUACCUGUUGACUGAAGAGCAGAAAGCAGCCAGGGUUAAUUGGUGUCAAAAAACACUUGACCGUUUCAAUUCCGGAAUUUUAAAAAAUGUGUACAGCAUUGUUAGUGGUGAUGAAUCGUGGAUUUACUGUUAUGAACCAGAAAAUAAACGACAGUCGGCUCCAACAAAAGUCAUCCGUUCUCGAAGAGUUUCGAAAAAGAUGGUCGCGACAUUUGUGUCAAAAGCGAUCAUCACCGAGCUUCGAAAAAUCAACCCCGAAAGAAGAAUCAUCCUCCACCAAGACAAUGCAAGCUCGCACACAGUCCAAAAAACAAGGCAGUAUUUAACGAAAGAAAACGUGGAAUUAUUGGACCAUCCUCCAUACAGUCCCGAUCUAAGUCCUAACGAUUUCUUUACUUUCCAGAAAAUUAAAAACAGACUGCGUCGUCAAAGGUUCCAGUCACCAGAAGAAGCAGUUGACGCAUUCAAAAAUGCCGUUUUGGAUCUGCCAGCAAACGAGUGGAAUAAGUGCUUCGAAAAUUGCCAGCAUCUGCAUCUUUUAGAAAUAAGAAAAUGUAAUAGUGCAAGGGGCUGA
Acanthoscelides obtectus is the source of this 837-nucleotide messenger RNA. The record is from the annotation of a GenBank genome assembly. Lineage: Eukaryota; Metazoa; Arthropoda; Insecta; Coleoptera; Chrysomelidae.